UGUAAACUCAAUCCAUCUCUUCUUGGUGAAUUCUAGAGAGAUACUCUGAAGAAAUUUAGGAGAGGGAGGGUGUUUGUUUAUAAGUUUGAUAACUGACAUUGAUUGUGAUUAUCUAGCAUUGAUUAGUGUAACGAUGGAGGAUCACGGAGUCAUUGAUAUUGAUGACCAGGAUGAAGAAGAAUUCGAAUAUGAAGAAGAAGAAGAGGAAGGGGAAGAAGAAGAGGAAGAAAGUGAAGACGACGAUGAUGCUUACCAGGAGGACGAGUUGAUUCCGGCGGUGGUGGCGUCGCCUAGGGUUUCAAAUCUGGUUUCAAGGUCUGGCAAUUCGCAGGAAGCGGUGGUCUUCCAUGAGGAUUUGGUGGAUAACCCCACUGAUGUGAAGUCGUGCAAAACGAAAUUGGCUAGCCAAGAGAACGGCGGGGAUGGUGGCUAUGGGGAGGAGGAGUUUGAUGGAGGGGAGAUUGAGGGUUUAUUUUGUCCUAUUUGCAUGGAUGCUUGGACCAGCGGUGGGACACAUCAAAUCUGCUGUCUUCCUUGUGGGCAUAUAUAUGGCUUGUCAUGUAUAAAGAAGUGGCUUCGACAACGUCGAAGCUCGGGGAAGUGUCCUCAAUGCAAUAGAAUAUGUACAUUGAAGGAUGUUAGAGUGCUCUAUGCAGCAAGGCUUUGUGUUGCUGAUGCAGAAUUACAAAAGCAAGUGCGGUCACUCGAAGCUAAAUGUGCUUCUCUUGAGCAGAAGAAUUCUGAGUGCUGCAAGAGAGAAGUUAAAGCCCAGGAAAGAGAAGCUGAUUUGCAUCUUAAAGUGCAGAAGCUAACGGAGAAAACAAAAUAUUUGGAGAGGUUGCUAGAAUACAGACAAAGAGAGUCAUCGGCUUCAUCCACCAGUAAUCAGGGCUAUCAAAGAAGAGUGAUAAAUGGACACAGCAUAGACUCUGGGUCUGGAAGCCAAGCUUGUUCAGGGAUAUUUACGCUACAGGGAGAGUUCCAGGUAGAUGGAGGUCGAUAUUUUGACAUGGAUGCUUCUGGUCAGUGUAUGAUUGUAGCUCGAAGACUAAAUGGGAUGGGAGGAACAAAUUUACUCACAAAAAUAAGUUUGGUAGCUCCAAGUGACAGAGAAGAUAUUCAACUUCCUGCAAAUUCAAAAGCUGUUAGGGCUGUUUGUGUUAGACCUUGUAGCAGGCUUGCACUGCUUGCUUGCUUGGGGAAGAAGUUGUCAGUUGUCAGUACAGAAAGCAACAACACCAUUCUUACCUAUGAUUUGCCGGCUCCUGCUUGGUCAUGUUCAUGGGAUAUUGACAGUUCACAUUAUGUUUACACAGGAUUACAGAAUGGCAUGGUUUUGGCUUUUGAUAUGCGUCAAACUCGAACACCCCUGGAAUCCAGGUCUGGGUUGUCCUGCAACCCAGUUCACACUGUGAUAUCUGUUUCACCUGAUUCAUUGCUUUCCUCUGGUACAAGAACCCUUCUGACUGCCUCUCAAAUUGGCAUGUGUGAGUGGAACAUCGGCACCAGUGAAGAAAGACCCUAUUUGAUUCCUGAAUCGGAGAAACAAGGCGUUUGUAUAUCUCUUGCACACUCUGGCAGUGAUGACAUUGUUGCUUCAUUCCGUCCAAAGAUCGAAAUGUCAGCUGACAUGGCUGUCUCUCCUACUCCUUCCAUAUCUUCUAUGGGAGUCGAGGGUUGUCAUAUAUUCUACAAGAGGAGUGGGAGCCGAUGUUAUCAGAAAACAGGCUCGUUGCAGGCCCAAGUGGAUAGCAUACGUCUGCCAAAAUCUAGCAUCAUUAACAAACAAAACCCCAUGUUUGUUUCUGCGAAUGAGGUAACGUCUGACUUGAUCUUGCAUGACGUAUCCAACCUAACUGUGGUCCAGCGGCUUAAAACUUCAAAGAGCCAGCAUAUAUGGGAUGUCAAGUGCACAGGGAUUCGGAAUUCUUGUGUACUGGGCUGUUUAAGCGGGGACAUCGUGCAGCUUUUUACUUGAUCCUAAGGUAAAUCGGGAUUAACAAGGCAAGGGUUAGGCUGGUAAAUAGAAGAAUAUAUGAAUGCAUGAUCUAAAUUAGUUAGUUGGUUGUACUUAAGCAAUAAGGUCUUGUAUUACUUUUACCAAAUUUUGUGGUGGUGGUAACAUUAUGUUUUUUAGUACUACUCUAAUUUAACCCAACUUCUCAUU
Molecule: messenger RNA, 2167 nt
Organism: Cynara cardunculus var. scolymus (artichoke)
Lineage: Eukaryota; Viridiplantae; Streptophyta; Magnoliopsida; Asterales; Asteraceae
Product: E3 ubiquitin-protein ligase RFWD3-like
Exons: 14
Coding region: 134-1978 (614 amino acids)
Biological process (GO): interstrand cross-link repair; protein ubiquitination
Cellular component (GO): nucleus
Molecular function (GO): ubiquitin protein ligase activity; protein binding
Source: RefSeq, a predicted model, not a curated record